Messenger RNA from Miscanthus lutarioriparius, 483 nucleotides. The record is from the annotation of a GenBank genome assembly. Lineage: Eukaryota; Viridiplantae; Streptophyta; Magnoliopsida; Poales; Poaceae.
AUGAACUGGAAUUUGUACAGGACAAAUAACUUGCAGCAUGAACACUAUGUAGCAUUUCGAUGUGACGAAGAAAUCACGCUGGUGAUCCCACCGGUGUUUAACUACUGCACCAAGGUGCUGGAUCCCAAGGAGCAGAUAGCUGCAAGGGACCUUUACUGGGAGGCCAUAUGCAGCGAUGACAGGAAGGAUAGAGACUGGGAGAAAGUGGAGAAGGUCCUCUUGGAGAGUAUUCAGAAGAACCCGUUUGUAGGAGAGCCUUACCUGGUUACUGCACAGCUGUAUCUCAACAUGGAGAGGUACGCAGAGGCGAAGAAAGAGGCCGAGGAAGGGCUCAAGUUGCUGCUGGAAUGGGGCGUCAGCUGGGACAAAAGGAUGACAUGGGAAUCCUGGGUGUCUUGGGGUAGGGUGAUGCUGGACAAGGCCAAGGAGAGUGAGUGGCCUCGUACUGCAGCAGGCAUCACCAACCUGGGACUUGUGAAAUGA